Molecule: messenger RNA, 3530 nt
Organism: Physcomitrium patens
Lineage: Eukaryota; Viridiplantae; Streptophyta; Bryopsida; Funariales; Funariaceae
Source: RefSeq, a predicted model, not a curated record
AAGUAAACUAAUAACUCAAAUCUGCAUGUCGUUCUUGCAGAUUGCAGAGUAGCACUGGAAGAUCACCCAACUCCCAAUUGUAAUUUUCAGUAAAUAAAUUCCAAUAUAUAUUUUUAGAGGCAAAGGGCAUUGGUUUCCACUAGUUAGUGUAUAUGCAUAUUGCAUGAAUUUCGAGAGUUGUUUUGAAGAAGAAGCUGUCACUAGUUUACACAGCUCUUAAUUGGAAGUGUAGCUGGUUUCUAGAGCAAGCCAGUUUUAGGGUUUGCUGUUGUAGCAGUAGUAGUCGUAGUAGAUGUUGUUGCUGUUGGUGUCAUUCAAAGUUGGCGAGGUUAAGGUAUAGAUGGGGGAUAUGUCCACCUAAACGGGGCCCUUGCGAAGUCAUCAUCGAUUCCAUUGCUAAUCUGGCUUGCAUCCGUCGCAGUGCUGCAUCGAAGCGCGCGCGAGCUCGUUGCGUGGUCGUUAAUUUGCCGUUGUGGGUUUCCAGAUAAUUUUCGUGCGUUGUGCCGGAGUUUUUUCGUUUGCGCUGUAACUGUUGAUUCCAUGGUAUUUGGUCCAGGAUUUGGGCUGCAGUUGCUUCGAUUACGGGGUUAUAGUUAGUGAUUGCUCACCGAUAGGGUAGGGUUUCUGGGGUUUGGCGGGACGAUGUGAAUUGCGGUAGACGUGGUGACAAUUAUGGGAUUGAGAGAGAAGGGGAAGGCGAUUUGGGGGUUUGAGAGGUUAAGGAUACGAGUAAUCGGCGUUAAGAUUCAGUGGGAGGAAGGAGGUAUUCGUGGAGAAUUCGGGCGAAUUGGUGCUCUGUCCAUGAGCGGAGUGUGGAGCUGAAGAAAAGGGAAGACGGAAGUGGGUAGACAGGGAGAGAUGGAACGAAGACGGUAAUGCAUUGUGCACUAUGCAGGAGUUUCAUCGGUGCAGUUAGGUUCACAUUUCUAGAUGAACUUCGGAAUUGAUUUUAAGAUUCAAUGCGUGACUUCGGAUCAGUUUACGACUCAUCGAGUGUGUUACGGGAGUAAUUCUGUAGGUUGUAUUGAUCUUCUCUUUCAGGUAUUUGUUCAGAGGAUUAUAUCAUAACUUUUCCAUUCUCUAAGCUGUGUGCGAUAUCUUCAGAGGAAUUCCACAUUCCUCACAAACGGGAUGGAUAUCGUUAUUUCAGACGAGGAAGUUUCUGACCAACUUAUGGAGUAUUAGAGAGAAAGGAUUCUGCUGGUUCGGAGAGUGAUUUUAUAUCUCUGGGAGUUUUAAAGUGGACAUAAGGUCACUUUUCAACAGAUUCGGGUUAAUGGGGGUGGUGUGUAACAAAGAUGCUUGGACCAAUACUGUUGUUCUUUCGAGCCAUUUGAUCCAGCAAUUAGAGUUCCAAGAAACUGAUGGCAUCACGACCUUAGUCUAUUUGCUAAAUUUCUCUCGAGGACAACUUGAACCCAAAAGCACAGCAGUUUGGUAGAUUGGCUGGCUGGUAGUGGCACCACUAUGAAUAGAUGUCAAGCAGAUGGAGAACAGAUUCCAGGAUACUAGUGCGCAUGUACGGAGUUAUUCUUUGGUAUGGUGUGGAGGUCGAACUCUUGUAGCCUCUCAACUAUUUCCACCAAUCACAAGGACGAUGGCUGUUGGGGAUGAUUGCAUGUCGGGUUUACAUAUUGAUGAAGCUAUUCAAAUAAAUGGAGACUCUUCUCAGAGUGUAACCAACAAACAUGCUCAAGGGGAAGUGAUAGUGCUCAUUCCUGGCCUACCCAACGACCUGGCCCUACAGUGUCUGGCUCGAGUGCCACGGAGGCAUCACUUGAAUUUACGAUGUGUUUGUAAAGAAUGGCGCAAUAUGAUUGCCAGUGAGUAUUACUAUUCUUUGCGAAAGAGAUUGGAGGUAACCGAAGGUUGGAUCUAUGCUUUCAGCCGGGAUUACUUUGAAUGUUUGCAUUGGCACGUACUGGAUCCAGUUACUCGCUUGUGGAAGGAGCUUCCAAGCAUGCCGGUCGACUGCUUGCGCAGAUAUGGUGUCACAUGUUCAGUCGUGCAGAGGGAACUCUAUGUCAUGGGAGGAGGCGGAGGCGGAAACUUUCAUGUUCCUACUCCUGAGGUCUAUAAAUUCGACCCAGUGAAAAAUGAGUGGACAGAGGCUGCUGCAAUGGAAACAGCCCGCUGCUAUAUUGUGAGUGGUGCCCUUAAUGGCCGUCUUUACGCCGUUGGAGGUAUGGGUGUCACCUCUUCGGCUCUUAGGUCAUGGGAAGUCUUCAACCCUCAGACUAAUGAAAGGCUUUUCCGAGAAGAUCCAAACGUUGUGCCUGACCUGGGGGAGUCGCUUGUAAUGGACGGUAAAAUCUAUGUACGACAUGCGAGCGCUCGUUCAGGUUAUAUGGGUUCAUACGCUGCAGUGUUCGAUCCAGUCGAGAGUUCGUGGGCAGCUGUAGAUAACGAAAUGGUGAAAAAGUGGUGCGGUCCUACAGCCGUCACCGGAAAUGAUGUGUACAUGCUUGACCAAUCGUUUGGUAUCAAGCUCAUGGUGUUGGACAAAGAAUCAGGUGAAUGGGAUCGUAUCGGCCGUUUUUCGCCACUUUCUAUCCGGUUGCCUUGCAGAUUGGCCGCUAUAGAGAAAAACCUUUAUGUUGUCGGCCGAGGUUUAAAGACUCUUGUUUUGAAUACUGACAAGGCUAGCACCACCAGCGGGGGAAUAUUAGUGGCGUCAACGAUUAAUGGGUUGCCAGAUUCUGAAGACGUAAUUUUAAGCUGCCAUGUUAUUGAGCUUUGACCCGACUUACAUUAGUCUCACGUAGCCGGACAAAGGCGACCAUGCUAUUUGGUUUCAAGAUUUACUAAUCUCAAACUUGCCUACGUGAAUUGAUUCAAAGUUUCAGAUCAAUCCAACCAUUGCCGUCAUGUGGACAUCUUACGUUGCUCUAGCUCCUGCUUUUUUUUAGCAGAUGAAUUUUCUGGUAUGAUUUUCUCAGGCAAACUCUCAUUUGCAGCAUGGAGCUCUUCUAAUGUAAACUCGUAGGUCUAAAUUCCAUUCAACUUUUUUAUAUAUUUUUUAUUCACUUCAGCAGAGCUCAUAAUUUGCGCCCCAACUAUGUCCAGCAUGGGUGAUACUCUUUCAGUUUUAUGUAAGUAAUGGCUGCGAGUCCUUUCACAGACAAGGGUGCCACAAUUGGCGAGUACAAUCCAGACCCAAAAAAGCUCAACAAGGGAGCUUACAAAAUUAUUUGGAGAUACCAUUUGUAAAAUUUAUGCUUAUUAAACUUUCACAAACAAUUGUGCAUCUGGUUGACACUGUAGUUUCUAUUUUCUUUUUCCCUUCGACUUUUUCAUGCAGUUUACAGGAUAAAAUGAACCGAAGGUCUGGAAGAAGCAACUAGGGUUCAAAAGCUUUGGCUUCUUUAGAGUUGACUCUGGUUUUGGCACUGGAAGAUCAUGAACAAUUGUUUUUCAUACAGAAUCCAUACUUAGAUUAAUAGGAAAGAAAAGACUGUUUAGUGUAGGCAGCUUUGGUCACGAUAAGAUUUUUCUGUGACUACAAUCAAAUAUUGCCGAUUAUCUUUGUA